Messenger RNA from Miscanthus lutarioriparius, 273 nucleotides. NCBI's taxonomy places the organism in Eukaryota, Viridiplantae, Streptophyta, Magnoliopsida, Poales, Poaceae. The record is from the annotation of a GenBank genome assembly.
AUGAGUUCGUCCUGGACCGACAGUCAAAACAAGCUUUUCGAGAGUGCGCUGGCAAUAUAUGACAAGGACACACCAGACCGCUGGCACAAUGUUGCACGAGCAGUUGGUUGUGGAAAGACCGCUGAGGAUGUGAAGAGGCACUACAAAUGGCUGAAGAAGGAUGUGCGGCAAAUUGAAUCUGGAGAAGUCAGUCAAGGAUCCCACUCCAGCAGCUCCGGUGGUAGUGGAAGCAGCAGCAAUUCUUGUGGCGGGAACAAUGGUGACAAGAGGUAG